GCAUAAUUAAACAGAACCCACGUUAAAACACCCUGUAGACCUGCAGGACGAAGGCAAUCGCUGGCCAUCCUCUUGUUUGACUUCUUUGAGGGUUUUCGUGUGCAGACGACGUCCGCCCGUUCUGUUCCUCCUCAACACAGCUCUCCCCCGGCGGCUACUACUGCUGUAUCAGUGACCACUCGUGUUUUUGGAACGUUAUACGACUACUGCUGUCUACUACUACUGCUACUAUUACUACUAUUGCUGGUGUUGUAGUAGUAGUGGUGGUGGUGGUGUACCUGCUACUGUUACAACUUCACUUCGCGUCUUAUCUCCGGAAGUUAGUCAACCAGUCAUCUAGUCAACCAGUCAACCAGUCAGCCAUCCAGUCAACCAGUCAUCAUGUCUUACGCCUCUCCGUCAUUCUCUCUGGCUGACUAUCUUGUCUUCACAGCAUCCCUGGUCAUCUCCUUGGGCAUAGGCGUGUAUCACUGGUACAGGAGUCGUGGGCGGGACACCAAAGACUUCCUGAUGGGCGGGGGGAACAUGUCCCCGUUCCCCGUGUCCCUGUCCUUCGCGGCGGGGGUCAUCUCGGCCGUGUCCAUCCUGGGUAACUCGGCGGAGAUGUAUUACUACGGGUCACAGCUCUCCGUGAACGUCAUCGGCGUCAUCACCGGCACCAUCGUCGUCAUGGCGGUGGUGAUGCCCAUCAUCUUCCCAUUACGACUCUUCACCAUAUUCGGUUAUCUUGAGUACCGGUUCGGCAGCAGUCUGGUGAGGAAGGUGGCGUCCGUGCUCCAGCUCUUGAACCUCAGCACCUACAUGGGCAUCGCUCUUUACGCCCCGUCCCUCGCCAUCUCCUCCGUCACCCCCAUCACCACCAACACCUCCGUCCUCGCUCUGGGCAUAGUGUGUGCUGUGUAUGCCUCCAUGGGCGGAGCCAAGGCGGUGGUGUACACGGACAACUUCCAGUCUGCCGUGAUGCUGGCGGGGGUCAUCAUCGUGAUCGUGCAGGGCUGCGCCGAGGUGGGCGGCGGCGCGGCGUCCUGGGCCAUCGACGGGGAGCACGGCAGGCUGGAGUUCUUCAACCUCAGCACGAACCCGCUGGAUCGCCACACCCUCAUGACGGUGAUCAUCUUCGGGGUCUUCUUCUCCUUCUCCACCACCGGGUUCUCGCAGGCCCAGUACAUGCGAUGGGGCUCCGUGGCCAGCAUGGGGCAAGCCUACUUCGUGAUAGUGGUGGGCGUGGUGGGCGUGGUGGGGCUGUGGUCGCUGAUAAACUACUCUGGACUGGUCGUGUUCUCCGUGUACGCCGACUGUGAUCCGCUCUCCGCUGGCUACAUCGACAAGCUGGACCAGAUUUUGAUGUACUUCGUCGCGGACAAGCUCGGGUACCUGCCAGGCAUUCCGGGUCUCUUCGUGGCGGCGAUCUACAGCGGCGUUAUGAGCUCCGUCUCGUCCACUAUCAACGCCCUCUCGGCCAUGGUUUGGAAGGACAUGUUGGAGCCACUCAGCAUGUUCGCCAAGGUGUCAGAACAGCGCGCCAAGACCAUCAACAUCAUCAUCUCGGCGGUCGGGGGCGUGGUGGCCAUAGCCGUGGGCGUGCUGGCGGGGUCGAUGGGCGGCCUCGUACAGGUGACCUACGCCCUCGGGGGAGCCAUCUCGGGGCCCAUCACCGGCAUCUUCCUCACGGCCCUUCUCUGCCCCUGGGUGAAGGAACUGAGCGUGAGUUUGGCUGCCUUGAUCGCCCUCGCCUUCAACAUGUGGGUGGUGAUGGGCAGCUUCCUCUACGCCCCGCCGCCCACCAAGCUCCCCCUCUCCACCGCCGGCUGUUAUGACCCCUCCGCCAACACCACUACGGACUUCACCACCUCCACCUCCAUCAUCGACACCACCUCCAUCAUCACCACCACGGAAGGCGGUGAUAAUGGUGGCUCUGACGAUGAUGUAUUCCCCCUCUACAAACUCUCGUACUGCCUCUUCGGCGCUAUCGGCAUCCUCAUCACCAUGGUCCUGUCCAGCAUCUUCUCCAUCUUCUUUGGUUUCGAAUCCCCGGCCAACCUUCCCGCCUCCUCCGUGAACCGGCUGUGCCUUCGUCUGUACUGUUGGAUGAGACGGGAAGACGUGCCCCCUAAGAAGCCUGGAAACGCCUUGCCGGAGCUCCAGACGGACGACAUCAAAGCCAUCAUAGUCAGCGAUACGGAGAAGGGCACCGCGGCAAAGCUCCACAAUGACCCGGGCGCCUUCAUGAUGACCCAGGGCGUUGUUGGUAGUGCAGGUCAUGUUGGUGGCGCUGAUAACCCUGUUCCUGUGGCCGACUUCCCGUAAUCUGUGUGUGUGUGUGUAUGUGUGUGUGUGUGUGUGUGUGUGUGUGUGUGUGUGUGCAAACGGGUCAGACUGUACAAAGCUAUUUUUUUAUAUGAUCAAAAUAAUGUCUGUUUUUCUCAAGGCUCAAGGCAUUAUACACAUUACACGUACCAUGCCAAUAAGUUAGGGUGUGAGGGUAUAACACACACACACACACACACAUACACACACACACACACACACAUUACAUCAGGUCGUACAAAAACAUAAUAUCGCUACUUUCAAGAACCGUUUUAAUUAUUUUUGUUAUUCAUUAUUCUGUUAUUCACAAUGUUCUCGUAUCAUGAUGUCCACGUACGAUCGAUCUGUCGUUAAUUGUUUAGUCUCUCAUAAGAAGACUCAUUAUCAUUAUAGUGUGAUAAAUAGUGAUGAUGAUGAUGAUGAUGAUGAUGAUGGUGAGCCUCCUUCCUUUCCUCUCCUUUUAUUUUGCUUUCCAUUCAUUUUCCUCUCCCUUCAUUUUCCUCUCCAUUCAUUUUCCCCUCCAUUCACUUUCCUCUCCAUUCAUUUUCCCCUCCAUUCAUUUUCCCCUCCAUUCAUUUUCCUCUCCAUUCAUUUUCCCCUCCAUUCAUUUUCCCCUCCAUUCACUUUCCUCUCCAUUCACUUUCCUCUCCCUUCAUUUUCCUCUCCCUUCAUUUUCCUCUCCCUUCAUUUUCCUCUCCCUUCAUUUUCCUCUCCCUUCAUUUUCCUCUCCAUUCAUUUUCCUCUCCCUUCAUUUUCCUCUCCCUUCAUUUUCCUCUCCCUUCAUUUUCCUCUCCAUUCAUUUUCCUCUCCCUUCAUUUUCCUCUCCAUUCAUUUUCCUCUCCCUUCAUUUUCCCCUCCAUUAAUUUUCCUCUCCCUUCAUUUUCCCCUCCAUUAAUUUUCCUCUCCCUUCAUUUUCCUCUCCCUUCAUUUUCCUCUCCAUUCAUUUUCCUCUCCCUUCAUUUUCCUCUCCAUUCAUUUUCCCCUCCAUUCAUUUUCCCCUCCAUUCACUUUCCUCUCCAUUCAUUUUCCCCUCCAUUCAUUUUCCUCUCCAUUCAUUUUCCUCUUCAUUCAUUUUCCUUUGCAUUCAUUCAUUUCACAUGCAAUUAAAUUUCAAUAAUAAUAGCGUCUUCCUUUUUUCUUCCUAUUUUUCCUAGUAUGAAUUUUUUCUUUAAACUGAUAUAAACUAUUGUUAAAAAGAAAAUAUAGUUAUUAGUAGGCUAUUAAAUUCUUAGGAAACAGUACAUUCAUUUUAAUUAACAACUCAUUUCAUUUUUCAUCUUCCUAUUUUCCUAGUAUACGAGUUUUAAUGUCUUUCCUUCCUUGCUAUUAUUGUUCGAGGAAAUAUGAGUAGGCUAUUAAUUUCUUAGACAUCAGUUCAUGCAUUUUCACUCCUCAUUUCAUUUUGCUAUUUAAUCUUCCCUUUUUAUCUUCCUAUUAUAUUCCUAGUACGAGUAUUAUGUCUUUCCUUCCUUGCUAUUGUUCGAGGUAAUAGUAUUAGCAGGCAUUUCUUAGACAGCAACAAGUACUACAUCCUCACAUAUUAUCUUGGUACAAGGCAGCCAGUGUAAUCUAACUAUCCCAAGACAUCACAAACGUCAUUUUUCAGCCUUUCUAUACGUGUGUGUGAAUAAUAAAAAAAAAAAAAACAUUGUUAUGUGUAAGGUAUACUUUGAUAUAACAUUAUCAUUUACUCGUUAUGUGUCUCAGCGUUGUAUCCAAUUACUAUGACUUUACUGAAGAGAAAUAUAGUUUUAUAUUCAUUUCGGUAAAAAAAAAA
Messenger RNA from Eriocheir sinensis (Chinese mitten crab), 4084 nucleotides. RefSeq names its product sodium-coupled monocarboxylate transporter 1-like. The coding region runs from base 382 to 2307 and encodes 641 amino acids. The record is from RefSeq and is a predicted model, not a curated record. Gene Ontology annotation, biological process: transmembrane transport; sodium ion transport. Gene Ontology annotation, cellular component: membrane. Gene Ontology annotation, molecular function: symporter activity. The transcript is spliced from 15 exons. NCBI's taxonomy places the organism in Eukaryota, Metazoa, Arthropoda, Malacostraca, Decapoda, Varunidae.